AUGUCUUCCUUCACCGGUGUAUCCAUCGUCCAAGGCCAUGAGGGGUGCUCUUGCAACACAUGGGCCGUCGACGCCGGCACGAACAACGGCUACCACCUCCUUAUGGUCAAUGGCUACUCGCGUACCAAAGAAGACACACCCGUCGCCGUUUGCAUCAGCUCUGGUGCUUUUGUGGUAGGAGGCCAUGCUUGGUUCCUUGAGUACUUCCCUAAUGGCGAGAACCCGAACUGCGCCGACUUCAUCUGUCUCUAUGUAUCCCUUUUCCGUCAAGACGACAAACCAGUGGAUGCCAGGUUCAGUUUUAGUUUCAUCGAUCAAGUUGAGGAGCAGAUGCCAAUGUACAUUCGUGCAACCAAUCAAGCCUGCAGGUUCGCCGACGACGACAGUGAUUCCUGGGGCACCAGGAAGUUUCUUAGAAAAGAUGCCCUUGAACGAUCCGCGCAUCUAAAGGGCGAUUCUUUCACCAUCCGGUGUGACAUAAUGGUUUGCAAGGAUCCCAACACCGAGGAUGCCAGUGGUCACGACACCAAGGUGCUCCUCUCUGACAUAGACCAGCAUUUUCAUACUCUCCUUCAAACCAAGGUGGGUGCUGAUGUGACAUUCGAGGUUAGUGGCGAGACUUUCACCGCACAUCGUUGUGUGCUUGCAGCCCGGUCCAAAGUCUUCAUGGCACAACUCUUUGGUCCCAGGAAGGGGGGCACUACAACGUCCGGUGUCAUACAUAUCAAAGACAUGAGAGCAAAUGUGUUUAGAGCAUUGCUUAGAUUCAUCUACACAGACUCAUUCCCUGAGAUAGAGAAGGACGACAUGGAGGAGGAAGAAGUGUCACAGGUUUUAGAAGGAGGACAAAAAGAGGAAGCAACAGAGGAUGAAAUGUGGAUUCAAUGGAUCCAGGACUUGUUUGUGGCGGCAGAUAGGUACGAUCUUCGACGGCUCAAGUGCAUAUCAGAAAGGCAAUUGUCUGACAGCAUAGGUGUGAGCUCGGUGAUGUCCACUCUUGCUCUAGCCGAGCAGCACCACUGCCACGGAUUGAAGGAGGCAUGCUUGAAGUUUAUCCAAGUCCAGUCCCCCUCAUGCUUACAAACAGUAACGACGACCGAUGGCUGGGAUCAUGUAGUUUCGACCUAUCCCUCUGUUUUGAAGGAGCUCUUUGUCAAGCUUGCUUCGAACCGACAAAAGUAA
Molecule: messenger RNA, 1182 nt
Organism: Triticum urartu
Lineage: Eukaryota; Viridiplantae; Streptophyta; Magnoliopsida; Poales; Poaceae
Product: BTB/POZ and MATH domain-containing protein 2-like
Biological process (GO): protein ubiquitination
Molecular function (GO): protein binding
Source: RefSeq, a predicted model, not a curated record